CUCCAUUAACUAGGGGAAGACUUGAGUUCCAGCAACAUCUAGGGGAAAAAUAACUGAAUAAAGAAUAAAUCAAUCUGUUGCUUGUCAUGGAAAAACUCAAAAUAAACUUUUAUAUAGUGUCCAUCCCUUUCCGAGUGUGAAAGCAUUAGAUUCCUCUUGUUAUAAUCUAAAUUCUACAGUCGAAAUGUGCUUAUAAAAAAGGGCGUGUGCCGUCCACACUCCAUAUGCAAUAACCAUACAUUCCCCUUACAUUUUCCUCCUAUACCAUGCCAGCCCUAGAACUUGAUCAGGAGAUCAGAUCUGAAAACUUCAAAAACAAUAGUAGUAUUGAAGCUGCAGCAACAAAUGAAGAGCAUAAAGCUGAGGUUUUUGAUUAUGCCAAGAGGGCACAGUGGCUUCGAGCUGCUGUUUUAGGAGCCAAUGAUGGGCUGCUCUCUACGGCUUCUUUGAUGAUGGGAGUUGGUGCUGUACGUAAAGACUCCAAGACCAUGGUCCUUACAGGGAUCGCUGGUUUGGUUGCUGGUGCUUGUAGCAUGGCAAUUGGUGAGUUGGUCUCAGUUUACUCACAAUGUGACAUUGAAUUGACUCAAAUGAAGAGAGAAAACAUGGCAAAAAAUUUUGCCGAUCAUGACUUCGACACCAAGAAACAAAGUUUGCCUAAUCCCUGGCAAGCAGCUGGCGCAUCUGCGCUUGCUUUUGCUGUUGGGGCUGUCAUACCGUUAGUUGCUGCUGUGUUCAUAAAUGUUUACGUGGUGAGGUUAGUGGUGGUGGUGGCUGUUGCGAGCUUAGCCCUGUUAGCUUUUGGUGCGUUGGGAGCCCUUUUGGGGGGUGCACCAAUGUUGAAGGCGUCGUUAAGGGUGCUGGUCGGAGGAUGGCUAGCCAUGGGAAUAACUUUUGGCGUCACCAAGUUGAUUGGUCGUUCAGGACUCUAAUCCAUCUUCUAUAUUUUUAAUAUAUACCUUUUUCCUACAUGUUUUUUUCAUUUUGCUUUUCAUAGUUAUGAGUCUAUCCAAGGAUUCAACAUCUACUCCUCCAUCUAUAUGCGGAUCUUGACAUAUAAUUUGAGGGGAUCAAUUAAUAAUACUCCUAAUAUUUUAAAUUA
Molecule: messenger RNA, 1102 nt
Organism: Durio zibethinus
Lineage: Eukaryota; Viridiplantae; Streptophyta; Magnoliopsida; Malvales; Malvaceae
Source: RefSeq, a predicted model, not a curated record